AUGACAUCGAACGAUCCUGGACACAUAAACAAUCUAACGCGUGCACAAAUCAAUGCACUUCGGCAAGCGUGGAAGAAUCUAAUUGAAGCUGUAAAUAAAGAAAUUUCGGUACCGAAUAAACAUAUAGCUGAUUCUGUCUAUGGAGACGAAUUAUUUCGUGCAAUGGGCUACGAUAAUCCCGAUGUUCUACUCUUACGAUGGCUUCGUUCUCGUAAAUGGGAUGUUCAAGCAUGCAUCCAUCAGAUUAUUGAAACAUUGAAAUGGCGACGAGAUUGGGGCGUGCAAGAGCUAGUGGCUAAAGGUGAACGUGCCAUAUCAGAAGAAGAGAUCUCAACAAAUAAAACAUAUUUUAUGGGUCAUGAUAAAAUGGGAAGACCAGUUUGUUGUAUUCAUCCAAAAGAACACAUCAAAGGACAAUUUCCUCAUGAGUUCAGUGAACGAUUGACUGUCUUCUGUGUAGAAACCUAUCGAAAAUUACUUCAACCACCUAUUGAAUCCGUUACAGUUAUUUUUGAUAUGUCUGGUUGUGAUUCAAAGAAUAUGGAUUUUCAUCAAGUGAAAUUUCUUAUCCAUUUGCUUGAUAAUUAUUAUCCAGACUCACUCGGUCUUAUUCUUAUUGUUAAUUUUCCCUGGCUUCUAGGUAAAAGUUGGACAUUAAUUAAAUCGUGGUUAAAUCCAACAGUUCAGAAGAAAGUACAAUUUAUUCACAGCAAUGAAGAAUUAUCUCAAUAUAUUGAUCCAGCUGUUCUUCCGAAAAGAUUAAAUGGUGCACAACCAGAUUUCAAAUAUGUGCCGCCAACGAAGGAGGAUAAUGCCAUGUACGAAGCCUUUCGUGCCGAUACUGAAGGAAAAGCUGCGGCCGAAGCAGCUCACCGAGAUGCUGUUCGAACUUAUCUCAAUGCAACAUCACUAUGGGCAAACGGUGAUGAAACACGGCAAGUUCUAUCAGAAAGAAGAAAAGCACGAAAAGAACUUCGAAAUGCAUUUGAACAACUUUCACCGUAUAUAAGUACUCGCACAAUCUACCAUCGUGUUGGUGUGAUCAAAGAACCCAUUUUUGAAGAUGCAUAUGAACGAUUGAAAGAAAAAACUGAAAGAAAAAGUCUAACAUUUUUUUGA
Molecule: messenger RNA, 1119 nt
Organism: Adineta ricciae
Lineage: Eukaryota; Metazoa; Rotifera; Eurotatoria; Adinetida; Adinetidae
Source: the annotation of a GenBank genome assembly